GGCCUUCGCGGCCCGAUGCCGGCUGGGCAUGGUGCGGUCUGCGCACUCUGCGCGGCCCUGCUGAGCCUCCGCGGCGGAGCGCGGCUCGGGGUCACCAUGCCUACCUGAGUGUGCUGCUGCUUUUCUGCUUUGCGUCCUCGUUACAAACGCCUGGUGGACAACAUUUUUCCUGAAGACCCCAAAGAUGGCCUUGUUAAAGCUGAAAUGGAGAAAUUGACAUUUUAUGCAGUAUCGCCAGAAAAACUGGAUCGAAUUGGUUCUUACCUGGCAGAAAGGUUGAGCAGGGAUGUUGUCAGACAUCGAUGGUAUGUUUUAAUUGCUGUGGAGGCAUUGGACCAACUUCUUAUGGCUUGUCAUUCUCAAAGCAUCAAACCAUUUGUAGAAAGCUUUCUUCAUGUGGUAGCAAAGCUGCUGGAAUCAGGGGAACCAAAGCUUCAAGUCUUGGAACAAAUUCUAAUCCAAAUUGCUGGAAUCAGGGGUAUUCAAGGUGUGGUUCGCAAAACAGUUAAUAACGAACUUCGGGCUACCAUUUGGGAACCCCAGCAUAUGGAUAAGAUUGUUCCAUCUCUUCUGUUUAACAUGCAAAAGAUAGAAGAGGUCGACAGUCGAAUAGGCCCUCCUUCUUCUCCUUCCACAGCUGAGAAAGAAGAGAAUCCUUCUGUGCUGGCUGAAAACUGUUUUAGAGAACUGCUGGACCGAACAACUUUUGGGAAUAUGAAUAAUGCUGUUAGACCAGUUUUUGCACUCCUAGAUCAUCAUAAACUAUGGGAUCCCAAUGAAUUUGCAGUUCACUGCUUUAAAAUUAUAAUGUAUUCCAUUCAGGCUCAGUAUUCUCACCAUGUGAUCCAGGAGAUUCGAGGACACCUUGAUGCACAUAAAAAAGAUUCUCCACGAGUUCGAGCAGGUAUUAUUCAGGUUCUGUUAGAGGCUGUCGCCAUUGCUGCUAAGGGUUCCAUAGGCCCCACAGUGCUGGAAGUUUUCAACACCCUACUGAAGCAUCUGUGUCUCAGUGUUGAAUUUGAAGCUAAUGAUUUACAGGGAGGAUCUGUAGGCAGUGCCAACUUGAACACAAGUUCCAAAGUCAAUGAUGAGAAGAUUGUGCAGAAUGCUAUUAUCGAAACAAUAGGAUUUUUUGGAAGUGACCUACCAGAUUAUCAGAGGUCAGAAAUCAUGAUGUUCAUUAUGGGGAAAGUACCUGUUUUUGGAACAACCACCCAUAAUUUGGAUAUCAGUCAACUAGGGGAUUUGGGAACCAGGCAAAUUCAGAUAAUGUUACUGAGAUCUUUACUCAUGGUGACCUCUGGAUACAAAGCAAAAACAAUUGUUACUGCACUACCUGGGUCUUUUCUGGAUCCUUUGUUAUCACCCUCUCUCAUGGAAGACUAUGAACUGAGACAGUUAGUUUUGGAAGUAAUGCAUAAUCUUAUGGAUCGCCAUGACAACAGGGCAAAACUUCACGGGAUCAGAGUAAUACCAGAUGUAGCUGACCUAAAGAUUAAAAGAGAAAAAAUUUGUAGACAAGACACAAGUUUCAUGAAAAAGAAUGGGCAACAACUAUACAGGCACAUAUAUUUGGGCUGUAAAGAGGAAGACAAUGUUCAGAAAAACUAUGAGCUACUUUAUACUUCUCUUGCUCUAAUAACUAUUGAACUGGCCAAUGAAGAAGUGGUUAUUGAUCUCAUUCGAUUAGCCAUUGCUUUACAGGACAGUGCAAUUAUCAAUGAGGAUAAUUUGCCGAUGUUCCAUCGCUGUGGAAUCAUGGCACUGGUUGCAGCAUACCUCAACUUUGUAAGUCAGAUGAUAGCUGUCCCUGCGUUUUGCCAGCAUGUUAGCAAGAUUAUUGAAAUUCGAACUAUGGAAGCCCCUUAUUUUCUACCAGAGCAUAUUUUCAGAGAUAAGUGCAUGCUUCCAAGGUCUUUAGAGAAGCAUGACAAAAGUUUGUACUUUCUGACCAACAAGAUUGCAGAGUCAUUAGGUGGAAGUGGAUACAGUGUGGAGAGAUUGUCGGUACCAUAUGUGCCACAAGAAACAGAUGAAGAUCGGCUUUCUAGAAGAAAGAGUAUUGUGGACACUGUGUCCAUUCAGGUGGAUAUUUUACCCAGCAAUGUUCCUUCUGAUGAUGUGGUUAGUAACACUGAGGAAAUCACCUUUGAAGCACUGAAGAAAGCAAUUGACACCAGUGGAAUGGAAGAACAGGAGAAAGAAAAGAGGCAUCUUGUGAUAGAGAAAUUCCAGAAAGCACCUUUCGAAGAAAUAGCAGCACAGUGUGAAUCCAAGGCAAAUUUGCUUCAUGAUAGACUUGCUCAGAUUUUGGAACUCACCAUACGUCCUCCUCCAAGUCCGUCAGGAACACUGGCCAUUACUUCUGGGCAUGCCCAAUACCAGUCUGUCCCGGUUUAUGAGAUGAAGUUUCCAGAUCUGUGUGUGUACUGAAUGGCUCGUGAAGACCUCAGCAUAGUGUUUUAAAGCCUAAAAAUUAAGGCCAAGCUGAGUUUUCAGGGUUUACUUGAUGCAUAUUAACAUACAUAUUGGAAAUAGUGAUGAAACUUAUCUUUAACCAAAUGCUCGGCAUACCAUAUUAGAAAUUUUAGAACUGUAUAUUAUUUAGACUACUUUUGAAGAUAGAUUUCUGCCAUGUUAAUUUCUUUUGGGAUUCCUG
Choloepus didactylus (southern two-toed sloth) is the source of this 2659-nucleotide messenger RNA. RefSeq names its product protein EFR3 homolog A-like. Gene Ontology annotation, biological process: protein localization to plasma membrane. Gene Ontology annotation, cellular component: plasma membrane. NCBI's taxonomy places the organism in Eukaryota, Metazoa, Chordata, Mammalia, Pilosa, Megalonychidae. The record is from RefSeq and is a predicted model, not a curated record.